Paraglomus occultum is the source of this 189-nucleotide messenger RNA. Lineage: Eukaryota; Fungi; Glomeromycota; Glomeromycetes; Paraglomerales; Paraglomeraceae. The record is from the annotation of a GenBank genome assembly.
AUGUUGACUUUACUAGCGGAAACCUGGAUGAUAUCGUUGAAGAAACAACUGGAAAAUUGGUCCAAAGACAGCAAUAUUCUCCAGACAGCGAAAAAUAAGGCUACAAAAAUGUGGAUCAACCUGAAUAAAACUAUUAAGCGGAAGGAGAUAAAAGCUUUUAUCGAUAAACAGGACCUGAAGUUCGCUGAG